GUGACUCUGGAGGGCCUACUACUGGGACGCGUCCAAACUUCAACUUAAGCUUUGAGGUCUCUGGUCUGCCUCUGUCUGUCCCUCCGAGUCUCGCUGUGCUUCCCGGGAUAGCUGUCCUCACAUUCCCGUUGUGUGACCAGAGGCAGAAGGCCAGUCUCUAUACACCACUUCUAUGCUUCGUGUGCGUUAUGCUCCCCUGAAGCCUCUCCGACAUCUCAAUUUGAUUACUACACACCGUACUGUGUCUGUCGCAACACAAAGUCACGCGAGUAACACAAACGUGGGGAGCGAUGGCGGAGAUGAGAGCGCACCCAUAGCAUCAGGAUCGAAAUACCGAACUCCUGGUCAUCACGCCGAGGAUGAGCCACGUGUCGAAUUCAAGGACGACCCUUCUGAAGACCGUGACACCAGCUAUGGCCCUCUGCAUGUUAAACUGCCCGCCCCGUCGGUUGAGCCUACCAAGAGGACACUAUCCAAUAAACUGCGCCGCCGUCAAAAGGUGAAGGAGGCCCGCGGCCCUGUUCCAAGAUUAGUUCCGCAUGCUCGUGCAAAGGGCACUCCCCGAAAACAGGGACAUCGAGUGCAUGGCUUACUUUCUCCAUUCGACGCCAUCAAACUUCAAGAUGUGCCCGUUCCAGAGCGAAAGGAGUAUUUACAGCCCCCGAUUCUGCAGCACGGCCUUGCGCGAGUCCUCACUAACCCUGGUGUGCACUGGCUUACCGAGCCUCGUACGAAGGUGGACAACUUUCCGAGCUACCUCAAAGAAAUGCCAAGUACCUCGGAAUUCGCCUUCGAACGACUGAAAGGUUUCGUACCUAGCUCUCGUGACAAUGACUUACUGAGUUUGGCGAAGAAGCACAACUGCCGUUUCGCCGGAUCCACUUCCUCGUUGACUGGAAUGCUCAGCCAGAUAUACCUAUUGCUCUGCGAAAACAAGCCCGUUGAUUUGUCAUCGCUCAGUGCUCAUUACCAGCGUGAGGCCAAUACAUUCACGCCUGGACAACGAAUGCCGAUCUCCGUCUCUCUUCGAUAUAAAAAUGGUGUUUAUGCAACUGACUCCGAUGCCGAUCACCUAGCCCAGUUGGGUUCGACAGAAACCAUUUUGAGCCAGUUGGGUCUUGUGAUGGAGAGAUUCUUCACAACAUUUCAUGAAACAAGCCCGACACCCUUGAUCAAGCGCUCUCAAGAAGAGGUAUAUCGUUAUGCGAUUCAUAACAAUUUCAUGAUGCGCGCACAGCUGGAUUGUUAUUCCCCGGUCCUUCCCGGUACUGGCGUCUUUGACAUCAAGACCCGUGCAGCGGUGCCCAUCCGCUACGACCUCGAGAGGUACAGGGACAACAGCGACUACCAGAUCAGAAGUAUCCAAGGCUCAUGGAUGAGCUUCGAGAAGGAGUACUACGACCUGAUUCGUUCUGCCUUCCUGAAGUACAGCUUCCAGGCCCGGAUAGGUGCAAUGGAUGGUGUCUUCGUCGCCUACCACAACAUACGGGAGAUCUUUGGGUUCCAAUACAUCCCGCUCGAAGAGAUGGACAUGCGACUCUUCGGCCACACCCAUGGCGACCGCGUGUUUUCGAAAUGCGUCGGCCUCCUGGAGAUUCUGUUCACAGAGAUCGUCACCCAUUUCCCUAACAAGAGCGUGAACUGCACCUGGGAGACGGUCUCCGACGCCAGCGUCAUGCGCAUCUGGAUCGAGCCCGCGGAGUGGAAGAAGGGCGGCGAGAAGCCCGUCGUGCAGCUCGACGUCCGAGUGCAGCACUACCUGGGCGGCACCAAGAUCAGCGGCGCCGAGGCCGUCGCCUCGAAACGAGGUGGCUGGACUGUUUCGUACUCGGUCAGAAAAAGCACCCUCCCUCAGGAGCAAAUCCUCAAGCUGCGCCGCGCUGCGUUUGACACGCAGCUCAGCCUGUUCAAGUUCAACCUCAGUAUCACCGAGCGCUUGGAGCGACGUGAGGACAUUGACCUCAGUCAUCUCGACCCUUUGGCGUCCGUGCCCAAGGUAGACGCGCUUGCUGGUGCAGAAGUCAAGGUGGGACCGGGCAGUGGCACCCAGCGGCGCGCAGAAAGCGUACCCGAUGAAUCAUCGUCAUGACAUCCUGGUUCAUUCGCCGUCAGUGGCACACUAGAAUCCGAGCACAUAGGACUU
Fomitopsis serialis is the source of this 2143-nucleotide messenger RNA. RefSeq names its product mitochondrial protein Pet127-domain-containing protein. NCBI's taxonomy places the organism in Eukaryota, Fungi, Basidiomycota, Agaricomycetes, Polyporales, Fomitopsidaceae. Bases 173 to 2089 code for a protein of 638 amino acids. The record is from RefSeq and is a predicted model, not a curated record. The transcript is spliced from 13 exons. Gene Ontology annotation, biological process: mitochondrial RNA 5'-end processing. Gene Ontology annotation, cellular component: mitochondrion; mitochondrial envelope.